Calypte anna (Anna's hummingbird) is the source of this 912-nucleotide messenger RNA. It is a transcript of the gene MRAP2, whose product is annotated as melanocortin 2 receptor accessory protein 2. The record is from RefSeq and is a predicted model, not a curated record. Gene Ontology annotation, biological process: regulation of adenylate cyclase-activating G protein-coupled receptor signaling pathway; protein localization to plasma membrane. Gene Ontology annotation, molecular function: corticotropin hormone receptor binding; type 4 melanocortin receptor binding; signaling receptor regulator activity. NCBI's taxonomy places the organism in Eukaryota, Metazoa, Chordata, Aves, Apodiformes, Trochilidae. The transcript has 6 exons. The coding region runs from base 292 to 912 and encodes 206 amino acids. Gene Ontology annotation, cellular component: endoplasmic reticulum; plasma membrane.
UCCUGCCUAUUUAUGACCUUGAGAAUUAGCAAGAAGCGAGGACCAUUUGGACUGGAAAUAGCAGAUGGGAAACAUCUUCAGCCAUGACCUGGAUUCUCCAUUACAGCCAUCUUUUUGUUUCCUCCUCUGUGCUUCAGGCUACUUAUUCUUCUUGGGAAUUUCUGAGUGGCUAAAGGAAGAGGCAUAUUGAAGCUGUCUGUUAGCACAGAUAAAUUUACGUUGGAAGGGACCUCUAGUGGUCAUCUGGUCCAACCUCUGGCUCAAAGCAUGUGCAACUAGAUCAGGUUCAGGAUGUCUGCCCUGAGGCUGAUUUCUAACAGAACCUCCCAGCAGACCUUGUCUAAUUCUGACUACACCUGGGAGUAUGAGUACUAUGAGUAUGGACCAGUGUCAUUUGAAGGCCUGAAAGCUCAUAAAUAUUCCAUUGUGAUUGGAUUUUGGGUUGGUCUUGCAGUUUUUGUCAUCUUCAUGUUUUUUGUCCUGACUCUGCUGACGAAGACAGGAGCACCACAUCAAGACAAUGCAGACACUUCUGAAAAAAGAUUUCGCAUGAAUAGCUUUGUGGCAGAUUUUGGAAGACCUCUGGAGUCGGAGAGGGUCUUUUCACAUCAAAUAGCUGAAGAAUCCCGCUCACUUUUCCAUUUCUGUAUUAAUGAAGUGGAACAUUUGGAUAAAGCAAAACCAAGUCAGAAAAGCCCAGGUCUGGAGACUAAUAUCCACUUCCAGGAAGUUCCCAGGAGCAGUGAAAUGUUUGAAGAUGACCUGAAUUGUCUUACAAAAUUUAACAUUCCUAACUUUGUGAACACAGAGCAGAACUCUUCAUUAGGUGAGGAUGAUCUCCUCAUCUCAGAGCCACCAAUCAUUUUAGAAAGCAAAUCAGUUAUGCAAUCUUCCCAUCGGAUCCUUGACUGA